Cladocopium goreaui is the source of this 696-nucleotide messenger RNA. The record is from the annotation of a GenBank genome assembly. NCBI's taxonomy places the organism in Eukaryota, Dinophyceae, Suessiales, Symbiodiniaceae.
AGCAAAAACGCGAGCAGUGCAUUAGCUGCGGUCACGGCAGCGGCAAACUCCAGCCAUGUUUGAUUUGGAUGGCUUGGAGCAAGUCGAUCCCAGCCCUUCGGAGGUCAACUUCCAGAUCGAGGGAACCGUGGUGCCAUUCCGCUGGAACACCAGUGCCAUCACCGUUGAGGAGGUUUUGAAGACCUUCGAGAGUUGGGGUGUGCCGUAUGUGAAUCGCAUCCGCUUUUUAGCUGCAGAUGGCAGGACAUCCUGUGCCAAAGCGGAAGCUUUGCCGGUGGCUCCAGCGAUCGUGAGGUUGGAGGGUCCUGGCAGCGUCUUGACAGCUGUCAAAGUCUCGCUGAGCAAGCGGAAUCCGGCUCCGGGGUCAGGGGGCGACAAUGCCUCUGCGUCGUCUGCCAAGCCGAAACCUGCGCCCGCAACAAAGAAGGUGGGCCUCGGUCCAGUGCAUCGUUCGGCAUUUCGGCAGUACCAGGCGGACCUCCGUGGAAAGGUUGAUCCUGAGGCCGCUCAAACAGUGGAAGAUGAACGGCGACGCAUUCGCGAGGAGUUCCUGCGCAGUGCUGAAACAAGGAGGAAGGAGGAGCAAGACAGGUGGGCCCGAGAGGAAGCAGAGUGGGCCAGCCGCCGGAGAAGUCAACGGGGCCGCGGUCCGUAGCUGCAGCGAGCUGACGAUGCCUGGCGGGACUCUUCCGAAAA